GCCAUUUUUGAGGGUACCGCCAUAGACCUAUUGCUCAUACUCUGGCGCUCUAAUUGGCUGCUGCACUUUUGGGGAGGUAUGAUGGGAUUUUCUGGCUUGUUAUACAUACUGGAGAGAUAAAUGAGGACGCUUCACGACAGGAUUAAUGAACUUGUCUCUCUUUAUACUAAAAGUUCACCCCUGCUAGAGGACAACUCUGUUAGCGUAGAAUACCUGUUAGACACAAUCGUUUGCCUGUCUUAUGAAUGCAAACUCCCUCAACACAAAAAUGAGAGGAACUGCAUGAAGUUCUAUAAUGCUGUAAAAAAGUAUGUCGACAAGAUUGAAAGUUGUUGGAUAUCAAAGUCGGAAUUUGAAACCAUAAGACUGAUUGGAUCAGGGGCUUUUGGAGACGUAUCAGUUGUUAAGUGGAAAAAUGAUGGAAAGAUAUAUGCUUUGAAAUCUCUCCAUAAGUACGAUAUGCUCAAACGUUCAGAUAGAGCAUGCUUUCAAGAGGAGCGUGAUGUGAUGGUGAAGGCAAUGGUCAGUAAAUCUCUGUGGCUGGCUAAAUUACACCACACAUUUCAGGAUGAAAAGUUCUUGUAUUUUCUUAUGGAUUUUUACAAUGGUGGGGAUAUGCUGACCAUGUUGAGCAAGUUUGACGACAAGAUACCUGAAAGCAUUGUACAGUUCUACGUUUCUGAAAUGGUCUUGGCCAUUGACGCUUUGCAUCAACUGGGUUAUGUUCACAGAGAUAUAAAGCCAGAUAACGUGUUGCUACAAAGCUCAGGUCACAUUGUCCUUGCUGAUUUUGGUUCCUGUUUAAAACUUGGCGAAAAUGGACUAGUGAAGAACAACACAGCCGUCGGUACACCAGACUAUAUAUCACCAGAAAUUUUGCGGGCUUCUGAAGAUGGCCAUGGGACUUAUGGUGUUGAAUGUGAUUACUGGUCUCUCGGAGUUGUGAUGUAUGAAAUGCUCUUCGGCGAAACGCCUUUCUACAGUGAAAAUCUGAUCGAAACUUAUAGUCACAUUAUGAACUUUGAGAAACAUUUUACCAUUCCGACUGAUUGUGUAAAAAUUUCCGAAUCAGCAUGUGACCUAAUACGACAUCUAAUUUGUGACCGGAAACGAAGAUUUGGUCGAAAUGGAAUAGAUGAGUUGAAGGGCCAUGCUUUUUUUAAUGGCAUAGAUUGGGAACAUAUUCAUGAACAAAAUCCUCCGUACAUUCCCGAAGUCACCAGUCCAGACGACACUUCCAAUUUUGAUAUUGAACAAUCUUCUCGAAAUCACGAAGGGCCACCACUUGGACCGAUUUUUCGAGGAUGUCAGGUUGCAUGUAUUGGAUUUACAUUCACAAACAACUCACCACUGAAUGAAUUAGGUCCUACACAUUAUAGAAUGACAUCAAAAGAUAAAUCGGAAUGUCCUGAGGAAAUUUCUAAACCUAAAAGUUCUGAUGCACAUGUUUUGAAUGAUAUUAGUCUACCAUCCGAUCAUAGUGAAAUAUUAAACCCCUCAAAUGCAUCGAAGUUCAGUAGUGAGACACAUGAACCAGCUUUGAUUGAAGUAAUUGAAGGUUUGAGGACAAAAUGCGAAAAUUAUGAAAUGCAAAUAACGGAAUUAAAAGGCACGUUGUCGUGUUAUCAGGAAUCCAAGGGUGAUCAAGUAUCUGUAAAGUCGGAGUCGGACCCCACAACAAUUAAUUUGGAAAAGCAAGAUGUAUCAUCAGGUGAUACUUCAACCGUUAAUACCAUAACACGACAAGUCGAAAUUUUGUCUCAGAAACUUAAAGAAUCAGAAGCCCAGAAUCAACUGAUUUCAGCUACUGUAGAUCUGCUUAGAAAUGAACUCUCAGAACAACAUGAGCUAAGAGAAAAGUUACAGUCUGAAGUACGGGCAUUCGAAGAAGAAAAUGAAACACUAUGUAAGCGUGCCGCAGAUGCUCAGUUAGCUAUCAGGUUGUUGGAGUCAGAGCAUAGUGAGUUGUUAUCUGAGUUAGCUCGAUUACGUGGAGAAUUGGCUUCACAUCGUGAAUAUGAUAAUCAUACUGUAUUGAAUGAUGUACGUGAUUUACUGCAUAAAAAUGAAUCUAGAAGCCUAGAAAACGGGAUAAAAUGUCACAAUAUCUCCAUAUCAUCGUCUUCUUCGUCAUCAUCAACCAAUCUAGUCAAUGGAACACAACAUUCACAUAUUAACAACCAUUCAUCAGAUUCUGAUCUACGGGAACGUUUGUAUGAAAGUGAAACCAAGCUAAAACGGGUCAUGGAAAACCUAAUAAUAGUGAGACACGAAGCACAAAGCUUGAAAUUAGGCUGGGAGUCAGAACAAAAAGAAUGGAUGAAAGAACGUGAGUUGUUAGAAGAGAAGAUUAAGAUAGCCGUUAAUCAAAAGACUAUUGCGUUAGAAGAUGAGUUGACCACACUUAAAGAGAAUAAUGCUGAGCUUGAAAAUAAUAUAGCUAAUUGGGAACGCCAUUUAUUCGAGUUAAAUCAGUGGGUUGAUGAUGAACGUGAAGCUAAAGAAAAACUGCAUAAUUUCACAAUGCGUUUAGUGUCUGAAUUGGAUACACUUCGUGCUUCAGGUUUGGUACAAGAUUAUAAUCAGAAUGGUGUGUGCCCGAAUGGUUAUCAAUCAUCAUGGCGUCCAAACGAUGUGAAUUCUUUAGCUUAUGACAGUCCUGCACAAAGUGUUAUUGUUGAGAACACACUGGACUGGCGUCAACGUAAAUCUACUAAGUUAAAUAAAAUGGAAAGAUGGAGUCAUGAGGUAGCUUUAAAUAAUGAAGUAAAAGCGAGGGAACAAGCAGAACUCCGUCUACAAGAAGUUGAGGCUCGUUUGAAAGAGAUGUAUGAUCAAACUAAUCAAAAAGAUUUGAAAAUUAAGGAACAAGAUCGUAUUAUUGAACAUCUCAAUGCUCAAUUACUUGAAGCCUCCAAUCAGGCACGUUUAUGUCGUAUGAAUAAUGACACCGUCAACGAUGCAGUCAAUUUUAUGCCGAAAGCAACUUCGGAAAAGAACGCAAUGGAUAACAGACGAUCGCUCCCUUCACUUGAUAUUAAUAGCCCAUAUACAUCAACACCAGGACAAAACUCUUGGACUACUUUAGAUGCUUCUGGAGCGUCUCAAACAUCUACUUCGACACACAAAUUUACUUUCGUCACGUUUUUGCAACCAACAAAAUGUCACGUUUGCGGCAGUUUGAUACUAGGUCAGAAGUGGCAAGGCGUUCAAUGUCAAGAUUGUCAAUUAAAGUGCCAUCAUCGGUGUCGUAUGUCUUUACAUACUGUUUGUGCUGCGCCUAAUUCGAAUUGUAUUGAUGGUUCACAUGGCUUUGGUGCUGAUUUUGAAAGUGAUGUAAAGAUGCCCAAACUGGGUGGAAUCAAACGUGGAUGGAUGAAAUACCGUGUAUUUUUAUCUGAUAAGCGCUUAUUCUUUUACGAUAUUGUUUCGGAAUCGUCAAAUAUUGCAGCUUUAAACGGAAGUGGCAAUUCGUUAUCUCCAACUUUUCAAAAUUUCCAUUUAUCAAAUAGUCAUAAUGUUUCUUUGAGUUCAUUAAAUACGUCUACAAAUCCCAUGUUCCAGUCGAACAGUCCAAGUCGAAUUGUAGAUUUACGUAGUUCUGGUUUUUCUGUAUCUUAUGUAACCGCAUCUGAUGUAAUCCAUGCAAAGCAGCAAGAUAUCCCAAAAAUAUUGAAGGUUGUUGUGGAUGAUUAUCUUCCGAGCGCUCCAUUAUUUCUCUUAUUUGAAAGCUCUGCACUUUGUGAAUGUUGGUUUAAACUAAUUCAAGAUGUAUUAAAAUUACUACAGCGUCAUAUCAAUACUGAUAGUGAAUUGCAGUGUUUACAAGUGCGUGAUAUUUCUGUGUCUUCUGUAUCCGUCAUAUUAAAACAAAUUAAUUGUGCUUCAGUUUUAGAUGAAUACCGAUUCUUGGCUGGGACGGAUGAAGGACUCUAUAUUGUUGAUAUUAGGCACAAUAUCAAUACACGUAUAGGUGCACGUAAACCAGUUUAUCAAGUUGAAGCAUUAGCUGAAGAACUUCAAUUAGCUGUUGCUAUACAAGGUAAACAACGAUUCUUAAAAUUAAUACUGGUUGGAUCAUUUGAAGGAAUGAAUUUAAAACCAAUCAAAAUUACUGAACCAAAAUUAUGUACUCGAUUCACUUGUUCAAUGAGUCGAAACAAUACAGUUUGUUUAAUUUGUGUGGCCAGUAAUCGUUCACUGUUCAUUUUUGAAAUUGCACGUGUACAAGGAAGACAUAAACGUUUAAAAGAAAUUUCAUGCCCGUAUAUUGUUCAAUCUAUCAAUUUUGUUCGAGAUGGUGAUUGGAUAUGUGUUGGAUCGUCAAAUUAUUUUGCUAUGUUUAGCAUAUGGACCGAUGGACCCGCUCAAGUUUUAUUACGCGGAGACCUCAUUGACCUUGACUCUAGCCUGGCAUUCUUCCAACACUCACCGUCAGAAGCUCAUUGUGCUGUUCAAUUGGGAGAUGAUGAGUUUUUGUUAGCAUUUGAAAAUUGUGGAGUCUAUAUGAAUAGCAAUCGUAAAAAAACACGACCAGAUAAUCUUAUGUGGCCUGCCAAACUUAUUUCUGGUACUGCUGUUAGCUUUUCCUAUCCAUAUUUAUAUGUAUUUACGGAGGCUGGUUUAGUUGUUUUUAAUGCUAUCACUAGUUGCUGGGUAUCAACACUUAGCUCCUGUCGUGUUCAACCUUUAAGUAUGGAUGCACAUUUAUGUCUUGCACACCUAUCAUCAUCGUCUAUUUCAAACUCGUCGUCUCGUAAAUCAGCAGUUGGUGGUAUCAUGGAUUCUUCUACCAGUAAUGUUGCUACACCUUCCCCACCGUACAUUUCUCCAAGCGAUUUAGUUUCUGGUCAACAACAACAGCAACUGGUACGGUUGAUCCACUUACCUCAAAUAUCCGAUAACAAAGAAAUGUCGAAACAACAAGUGUCGGCGUUACGAAGUAGGCGAUUACAAAUGCCUCAGUCUAGUAUCUUUGGUGUUACGGGGCGCGUGCGUAAAUCUAGUCGUUUCAAUUUGUACUCUCUUGUGGAAGACAGUUUAUCAAGUACUACCCAUGGGGUUAGUCCUGAAAGAUUAAGAAAUUUCCGUUCUCAAUCACAAAAUCGAACUCCACAACCAUCUGUGCAAUCAAACGUACCAUUAAAUCCAACAAGUGGGACUUCUCGUAUAUCACACCUUAUUUCAGGUCCCUCAGACUUUCGUCACAUUUCGCACAUGGGACCUCAAAUAACAGGUGCACCUCUUUUAGAUCUCACUUCUAGCCCAGGGGAACCACCUCUCACAGAGGCUGAACGAAUUGCAAGAUUCAAGUCUGUAUUGGAAGAAAAAUGUGGUAACGGUAACCGAAGAGGUUCUUCACCUAAUAAUAUUCCAAAUGUUUCACUCCACCUUCCUUUUUCCGACCCAAACAAUUCACCAGAUGGUUUUCAUCAUAAUGCUUCAUUGACUCAAAUGUCGACGAUAACAAAAUCCCAAUCUGAUUUGUCUACACAUAUAAAUUAAUGUCUGUAAGAAACAGUCAACUCCUUUUACACACAGAUUAAGUUUAACUGAUUUAGAAUGUAGCGAAGAUCAACAUUAUAUGGAUCAAAAACCUUCUUUUAAUAUUGUAUCCGGUCAAUCCCAACGUGUUCGUUCUUCAUCGUUGCGUCCUAGUGUAAAAACUUUACUUUCCAACUUAGGUGAUGUAACUAAUAUGUAUAAUAAAAAUUCCUCUUCUAAAUCGGGAUCUCACAAACGUAUUAAUGAUGCAUCAUCUUGUCAAAGUAAUGUGUCAUCUGUAGAGAAAAGCAGUGAAGCUGUCACUACACCAACUGCUUUUCCGUCACUUCGACUUUCUAAUUCACCAAGUAUUCAAGAAACAGUGAUGGCCUUAUUUUCAAAGCUUUCCGAUGAUAGUUCUUCAUGUCCUUGAUUUACGAUCAAAUAUCAUUUUUCAUCCUCUUCGUUUAUUGUUAUCACUGGAAGGUCCUACCAUUUUCUAUUUAUAUUCAAAUAGGGAUUGUCCACAAUAUUUUGUGCAGGCUGUGAUUUCGUGGUAAAUAUAACAAUAAAAACUUCCCUUAUUUUCGCGUUAUAUCACUGGACUAGUUUCAGUUUUGUUUAUUUUUUAUUCCGCCAUUGCCAUUUUGCAAACCAUUAAUGCUGCGGAAAUAUCAUCUUAAAAACAUCCUCUGUAUAUUCUUGAAACAUCCUAUUGUUUCUUUAUUUGUGUGUACAUUUUUAUUCUCUUUUUCUACUGAAUACAAUCGUAUUGUUCAUCCUGUCUUCCCUUAGUCUGUUAAUAAUUUAUUUGUCUUGGGUUCAUGUCUCUUUAAUUAACUGACUGUUAACUCUGCAGUUUAAUUAUAUUCAUGCUUAGUCAUUGUAAAUUUUCUUUUCAUUUCUUUCUUGUUUCUGUCUUUUGGAUAAAUAAAAAUCCGAUCACUCCAUUAUGCAACAUCUUUAUUACAUAUGUUACAUAAUCACCAACAUUUUUGUUAACAUAUGUAAAUUCCUUUACACAAUCCAUCUAUAUUUUGCCUUUAUUAAUGUACAAUGAUGGUAUUAAAUAAGAGUUUACUCGUAUAUUUACCAUAUUUUAUAGUUCCUAUUGGUAAUACUAUAUUUAUUCUCAUUCAAAUAUAGUAAAUACCCUUUUUGAAUUGUCAAAUGUACAUCGUUUCUCUGAAAUUUAAGUGAAAUAAAACCGUAUUUUAGUUCUUCAUCAGUUGUUAUUGUUGUGAAUUGAUCUUACUUUAUAAUGCUUAAUGAGUGUACAAUGUAAUGUAAGCAGUUUUAAUAUUGUUUAACAAGAUUUUAUGCCUAAUUUCACGAUGAUUGUUGUUCAUUGUGUUGAAUAAGUCAUGUUAAAUCUAAUUGUUUUGUGACAGUAUUUUUUCUUAAACUUGAAACCAUUAUGUUAUCUGAUCUUUUUUCAUUCAUAGUUUAAAGAACUUAUUGUUCAUGUGUUAGUUUUUUAGUAAUGUGUUCAAAACGGAGUAUAUGUGAUGUGACAUAAUCAUUUUAUAUCAAACUCCAGGUUAUUGGUUAUGAGUAAAAAACCGUAAUCAACAUUUGUAUGUUUAUGGCGUCUGUAUUUUUUAAAGCUUAGAUUAUUUAGUGUGCAUAAUAUAUCUAACCUACUUAAGAAUUAUAUUCAUAUGGUAGGUCGUUUUCUGAAAAGCAUACACUGAAUCUGAAGGUAUUGAGAAACAUCGUGAUAUCUUUCGUUUUUAUGAUGUCAAGCACUGAUGAAGUCUUUUAGGCACUACUCCUGGAAGAUAUUAUAUAUUACAAUUAUUUUUUAAAAUCAAAACAUUCCUCACGCCAGCUAACAGCAUAUUCCAUAAGUUCUGGAAUUCGUCGUACUGUGAUUUCUGGUAUAUUGAUCAUUUGUGUAUUCCAUAUCUUUAGUUAUUUUAGGUGUUAUUAUAUUUACCAAGUUUAGUUUCUUAACCAUGGAAUGUCUAAGUUAUAAAAGCAUUCAAUGUACAGGACUGCAGUUUUUACUAAUACAAAGCCAACCACAAUUAUCAAGCUCUUUCUAUCAUUACCAUGUGAUGUGCCUUGACCUGUGUUCCGUAUGUAAACACAAUAUGGAUCUAUGUGUCGAUACAUGAGGCUUGUGUUGUACAUCUACUUUAAUCAGCAGUUAAUUUGCAGAGAAAUUACCUGCAUUAUUAAUGAAAUAUACUCUGAAUGGAACAAAAUUCGUUACUAAAGUUAUGUGCCAUUUAACAGGACC
This is a messenger RNA of Schistosoma bovis, 7729 nucleotides long. Lineage: Eukaryota; Metazoa; Platyhelminthes; Trematoda; Strigeidida; Schistosomatidae. The record is from the annotation of a GenBank genome assembly.